UCUACAGAAAAAUGAAGCAGAGUCAUCUGAAAUAAUUCACAUCAGCUUACCACUUGAGACAGCCCACCAGCACCACAAGAUUUCAGAAGAAAGCGGAUACACAAGAAAUAUCCACCCUCUUGUGAAGAAGAAAAUUCAAGAGUAUGUAUCUCUAUGAAUUACAUCUGUGCCUUUCCUUAAGAAAGUUCUUCGACAGUUUGUGAACACUGAACUCUCGCCUUCAGAUUGUGUCACCCCAAAGUCACAUGAUCAGUGCUACUUUCCAGCUAGCCAUACCAUUCAAAAUCAUGUGCAUUUGGCUUUAGUAGCAGGAAAGUACUCUGGUCUUGAUCAGCUUAAUUUGGAAAUAAAGCUGAAGAAAUGGAAAGAAGAUGAUCCUACUGCACAUUUUUUUUUCAGAAAAUGCUCAGAGGCCCAAAUCAUAGACAUUAAAACAUCAUCCCAAGAUGGUGAUUGUGUCAGUGAAGAUAAGCCUACCAUGCUGAACACAUUUUUAUUUGUACAUCAGUCCCAAGAACAGCAGAGACUUCUGAAACGAUACGGAGACAUGGUUCUCCUGGAUGCCACAUACAGAACAACAAAAUAUGCCUUGCCACUUUUUUUAGUAGUUGUCAGGACAAAUGUUGGCUACAAACCUGUUGCAGAGUUCAUCUGUGAAAAUGAGUCCAUAAUUGCAAUCUCUGAGGCCUUGUCCUUGAUAAAAAAAUGGAAUGAUGCCUGGAAUCCAAAAUAUUUCAUGACUGAUUACUGCGAACAAGAAUACCAGGCACUUCAAUUGGUCUUCCCACAUGCUCACAAAUACCUGUGUGCUUUCCAUCGCGAGCAAGCCUGGAUUCGCUGGACAAGGGAAAGCAAAAACCAUCUCUCUGAUCAGGAUCGCAGUGAACUUCUUGGCCUCCUUCGUAGUGUAGCAUCUGCACAUGAUAGAGAAACAUGUGAGGCAGACAUAAGUAAGCUCAGGGACAGUGUCUUGUAUAAAACUAACACAGCAGUUCGAAACUAUGUUGAGAAAAGGUGGCUCGUGAUUAAAGAGAGGUGGUGCAGAGGAUUCUCCCCAAAUGGAUUUAAUGUUUCCGUAAACACAAACAAUGGCAUUGAAGCAAUGAACAACUCUUUGAAGAGCUUUUACCUGAAGAUUUCGGGUACUAAAACAGUAUCAUCUUUAGUUGAAAUGAUAAUUACUGAAUUCAUACCUGAGCAGCUCCUCUCAUACGCUAAACUUAAUUACACAUACAGCAGUGAACACAAGGUCUACAGUGGAAAUAAUUCACAUCAGCUUAACCACUUGAGACAGCCCCCACCACGCACCACAAGAUUUCAGCAGAAAGCGGAUACACAAAAAUAA
Molecule: messenger RNA, 1345 nt
Organism: Cyprinus carpio (common carp)
Lineage: Eukaryota; Metazoa; Chordata; Actinopteri; Cypriniformes; Cyprinidae
Exons: 3
Coding region: 479-1345 (288 amino acids)
Source: RefSeq, a predicted model, not a curated record